Molecule: messenger RNA, 2008 nt
Organism: Alnus glutinosa
Lineage: Eukaryota; Viridiplantae; Streptophyta; Magnoliopsida; Fagales; Betulaceae
Product: cytochrome P450 94C1-like
Exons: 1
Coding region: 112-1608 (498 amino acids)
Molecular function (GO): iron ion binding; heme binding; oxidoreductase activity, acting on paired donors, with incorporation or reduction of molecular oxygen
Source: RefSeq, a predicted model, not a curated record
ACUCAAUCAGCAGUCUACAUAGAAAUAUAAAACUCGAGCAUCCAGUCCCUCUUUUGUCAAUCUUUCAUUGGUUUCUCAUCACUCUUUCCUCUUUUUUAUCUUUAUCCAUCAAUGGAGCUCCAAGCUUCCUGGUUCUUGCAUUUUCUUCAAGACCCCUGCUUUUGCUUUCUUUUAUUCUCUUUCCUCGUCUUUUCUCUGCUGCUGCUCUGCUUACUAAGACUGAAGAAGCCUUGGUGCAACUGUGAAAUUUGCAACGCUUAUCUCACGUCGAGCUGGUCGAAAAAGUUUGACAAUCUUUGUGAUUGGUAUGCUCAUCUUCUGAAAAAAUCUCCGGGUAGAACCAUCCACAUACAUGUUCUUGGAAACACGAUCACCGCCAACCCGGAUAACGUGGAGUACAUGCUCAAAACAAGAUUUGAGAAUUACCCUAAAGGCAAAUCCUUCUCUGUCAUCUUGGGUGAUUUUCUGGGUCGGGGUAUAUUCAACGUGGACGGGGAGUUAUGGAGAUUCCAGAAAAAGAUGGCGAGUCUAGAGCUCAACAGGUACUCCCUAAGAUCGUACGCGUUGGAGAUUGUCAAUGACGAGAUUAAGAGCCGGCUUCUCCCGCUUUUAUCCAAAAAAGAUGGGGUUUUGGAUUUACAGGACGUGUUUCGAAGAUUUUCCUUCGAUUGCAUAUGCCGAUUCUCGUUCGGUCUGGACUCCAGGUGCCUGGAGUUGUCACUACCCAUGUCGGAAUUCGCUGUUUCCUUUGACCUAGCUUCGAAAUUGUCGGCCGAGAGAGCCAUGACCGUCUCUCCGCUUGUUUGGAAAAUCAAGCGGAUGCUCAAUCUAGGUAGCGAGAAGAAAUUAAAAAAAGCUAUUAGCGUGAUCAACGUUUUGGCACAAGAAGUCAUUAGGCAGAAGCGUAAAGUGGGAUUUUCCACUCACAAAGAUCUCUUAUCCCGGUUCAUGAGCUUUGUAAACGACGAAAUAUAUUUGAGAGACAUCAUCAUAAGCUUCCUCUUAGCUGGCCGCGACACGGUUGCUUCAGCCUUGACUAGCUUCUUCUGGCUGUUGGCUAACCACCCGGACGUCGGGUCAGCACUCCGGCAAGAGGCCGAUCGAGUCAUCGGAGAAAACCGGGAGCUCACAAGCUUCGAACAACUCCGGGAGCUUCAUUAUUUUCAAGCUGCAGUGUACGAGAGCAUGAGACUGUAUCCACCAAUACAAUUCGAUUCAAAGUUUUGUCAAGAAGACGAUGUCCUUCCCGACGGGACUUUUGUGAGGAAAGGCACUAGGGUUACUUACCAUCCCUACGCAAUGGGUCGGGUCGAAGAAAUAUGGGGUUCGGAUUGCUUGGAAUUCAAGCCAGAAAGGUGGUUGAAGGAUGGUGUGUUCUUCCCGGAAAACCCCUUCAAGUACCCUGUUUUCCAAGCUGGGCUUAGGGUCUGUUUGGGCAAAGAAAUGGCUCUAGUGGAGCUCAAGACUGUCGCUCUUUCAUUGCUUCGUCGAUUCCACAUCGACUUGGCGACACCGAGCCGCUCGCCGCGGUUCUCCCCCGGGCUCACCGCCUCUUUCAGCGGCGGACUGCCGGUUUUGGUACGAGAAAGAUCAGAAACUGCUUUAUAAUUCAUAUAAUCAUCAUCACAUAUAUAUAUAUAUAUAUAUAUAUAUAUAUAUCUGGAUAAAGUUUGAAUGAUUCUUCAACAUUGCAACUAUUAUGAUGCAUAUUUAGUUUCAUCAUCAUGCCUAGCCGUACGUGCACAAAUGAGAUUGCAGGUUGUACUGAUGCAGAGGAAUGUGACGUUCGCUGUGAUGUCUACAUAGGGCACUUGCAAAUACCAGUAUGUCUGGUUGGUGUCGGUAGCUUUCUUUUUUAUCUUGAUUAUGUAGCUGGUGUUUUUGACUGUGCGGAUAGACAUUCCUUCGUGGAAUUUUAAUGUUAAUUUAGACCUUCCGCCAGUUUUGUUUACUACUCCAUUAUAAGCUACAAAAUUUGACUUAUACAAGGUUUUGAGGAAGAUGAGCA